This is a messenger RNA of Lytechinus variegatus (green sea urchin), 438 nucleotides long. Its product is annotated as octopamine receptor beta-2R-like. Gene Ontology annotation, molecular function: G protein-coupled receptor activity. Gene Ontology annotation, cellular component: membrane. The transcript has a single exon. NCBI's taxonomy places the organism in Eukaryota, Metazoa, Echinodermata, Echinoidea, Temnopleuroida, Toxopneustidae. The coding region runs from base 1 to 438 and encodes 145 amino acids. Gene Ontology annotation, biological process: G protein-coupled receptor signaling pathway. The record is from RefSeq and is a predicted model, not a curated record.
AUGACGGCCAUCCCCGACCUAGCAACGACAGGAGCCAAUGCAGUUAACGGUACCGCAUUCAUCGAAGUCGAUCUCAAAUGGAUAAUGGUAGUUUCUGUGGUUCUAAGCUUCAUUGGAAAUUGCAUCAACAUCGCUGUCAUCCCCCAACUCCAUGAGAUCUCGGCAUCGAGCAGAGUUCUCUUUCUCAGUAGGUCCGCCUUUGAGUUGGUGGUCGCCAUUCUCUACACACCGAGCAUCCACCCGGCCUUCGUCGGACAAUGGGUCUACAGCGAUUGGUCGUGUAAGCUGGUCGGAUUUCUUUUAGUUUACUCGUUCGGUAUGAUCGAAGUCUUCGUUGUUUUGAUAACGGCAGACCGAUUUUUCAUCAUCUAUAAGCCACUUUCAUACCCACUGCGGGCAACGCAGUCACUGACAGUCAUAACCGUCGCAGGGGCUUAG